Molecule: messenger RNA, 556 nt
Organism: Aspergillus welwitschiae
Lineage: Eukaryota; Fungi; Ascomycota; Eurotiomycetes; Eurotiales; Aspergillaceae
Exons: 1
Coding region: 101-394 (97 amino acids)
Source: RefSeq, a predicted model, not a curated record
AAAGAAAUCUACGGGAUUGAGCCUUGGCCGUCUCCUUCAUUGUGAGUCAUGUUCAAAAUCAGGCUGACGAGACCGGUUGGGAUCGGCCUCUUUGGACAAGAUGCAGGAAAGAGUUAUCUAUGAUGUUAUCACGGGUACGGCAAUUGGGCCGACCAGCAUAUUUUUUUCGGAUGUCCGAUUAGCCGGCAGCCAACCUCCGACAGUGGAGAUCCACUUUUACUACGACUGUCGCCAACUGACUGGCAAACCCGACGCGGAAAGAAGCCGCUGGCAUGGCUUGGUUCGUAAAAGAGCCAAUGAGAACCAUGGGAUCUUAUCCCUGUGGAGUGGGCCAUAUGGCAGGAAUGCUGGGUCUCGGUCGUCUCUGCUCGGCGGUGCCUCCGAACCCCUAUGAAUUUAACAGGUUAAAGACUUCGGACGACGCAUGCGGCCACACCUUAAUAAUCCAGCACUUCUCGUCCCAUAUAUUGUGCAAAGCAGUUGGUUGGCGCGGGAUUGCCCUGUUCUCAUCAGUUAUUGCAUAUAUAUUUGUUUUGCAUCUAGCCUGAAACCGAAG